UGGAGUAAAUGGCGUACGUUGGGCUGAGCGCUCUGGAUACAUGGCUCGUGAGGGAAUGGAGGGAGCGAGAGAGGGCUUGGAGAGAGGAGGAUCGGGCCUGGCGGGCGGAGGAUAUGGAGCUUCGGGCCGAGGAGAUCGAGGCCCGCGCCGAGGAGGCCGCGUUCCGGGAAGAAAUGCACAGGUGGAGGGAGGAGGAUAUGAAGCAGCGGAGAAUCGAGAAUUCGCGAUACGUGUGGUCAAGAUUUUCAGAGCUAAACAGGCGAGAUGUGGAAGAAAAAUCUGAGCAUUUGCGAUCGUUGAGCUGGAUCACUGGACUGGUGACGAGCUUCACCAUGACGGCCCCGGUCGAGUUCAACACACCAAAAUCCAUCCGUGCGGGACGCUUGAUGCCUUACGCGAUCUGUACAGCCAUCGUUCCAACUUUGAUGACAACUUCGACGAUUAUUUGCGUCUAUCUCCUCGGAUGCAUUCUCCGGAUGGGAAAGUCGUUUGUUUCCGAGCAUGCCGAGGAAGAAUUCAUGGCCCUGUGCCAUUCCUAUGCUGAAUCGGCUGCUCCGUCGCAACCCCCUCCCGUUCCCUCCCGGACGUUUCAAAACUUCUGGGCGGCCAGGUGCAAAGACUACUGGAACACUGCGUUCUCUCUCUUCUUCUGGGGUGUGUCAUUCUUUCUCGCAUUGCUGUGCACUAUGGGGUUUAUCAAGUUCUCAGAUGACCGAGUAGCACUUUCAUUCACCACAGUCAUUGGCAUCUCGUUUGUCGCAUGGCUAGGAAUACAAGUGAAGUGGGGCUACUAUCUCAAGAAGGAGCACGAAAGCCUGAACGAGCCCGUUAGCAGUCAUCCAGUUCCUAAGGUUUUAGCUCCGGAUGACCCGUAUAGAUGGCAUUUGAGGCCCUCGCCGGAUUGGCAGGCUCCAGUGAGCAGCGUCACUCCAGUCCUCGAAGAAGCCAUUGCCAUUGUCUGAAAACCAGGUUCUCUCUCUCGAUAUUUAUUUUCUUCUCACACUUCUUUCGAGGAUCCAUUGAUAAAGUCGAUUUGUACAUCUUGGGAACCGGGUCGAUUAUCUAACCUUCGUCAACUGUCGAGUUUUAUGCCUUAGUGUCUAUUUCGAAACAACGAUAGCACACAAACAUCGAAUCCAGAUUGAUAAAAAUAAAAUAAAAAAAAGCAUAUGUAUU
Selaginella moellendorffii is the source of this 1176-nucleotide messenger RNA. RefSeq lists its product as uncharacterized. The coding region runs from base 9 to 962 and encodes 317 amino acids. The record is from RefSeq and is a predicted model, not a curated record. The transcript is spliced from 9 exons. NCBI's taxonomy places the organism in Eukaryota, Viridiplantae, Streptophyta, Lycopodiopsida, Selaginellales, Selaginellaceae.